AUAACUCCGAGUGAUCAAAGAGAAAGACAGAGUUUUGGAAUUUAUGUGCGAGUGAGAAGAAGCACGCGCGAAGCUCGUGGAUAUAUCUGACGCAGGCGAGAAAGUUCCGAGGAUCAUACAGAAGAAACGAGUUUGUAAACGAGGCCGGUCACAGCCGAGCUUCAGUUCGUCUGGGUGACUCGAAGAGUGGCAUGAGCGCGUGCGAGCGAGCGGUAUAAUGUAGUUAAAACCGAGUGUCGAUGAUAAACGGUUGUGCGCCAGCGAUAGCAGAGAACUUUUUUUAGAUUUAAAAUUUAAGAUCGGGGGCAAAGUUGCAGUGAGUGUGCGUUUUAAAAACAUUCUCGGUUUUUAUCGCAUUUACAACAAUCGCACACGAUUCUCUCGCGUUUGUGUGAAAUUAUUGUCGACUAAUCGAGCUGUAGAAGCGACCGAAAACACGUAGCGAUGACUAUUCACAAAAAAGGCACGGUGUCAAGGAUGAAGAAUGCGGGAACCGCGAAAAACGAAGUGGCGACGACGUCGACGUCCUCGGAUGUGACGACAACGGAGACAGUCGAGGUCGUAUCCUCCACCAGCGUCGUGGAGGAAUCGAAUCAGGUGAAGGAAAGCGAAUCUAAAAGUAGCAUGGUGGAGGUCACGAGUGCCAGUCGCGAGGUCAUCAUGGAUUCUAAAGGUAACAUUAUCAAAGUUAUCGAGACACCUCCACAGACUAUCCAACAGAGCUCGUCCAGCCGAAGAACCGGAAAAAGCUCUCAAGACUUUAUAGCAGGGGAACAGAUGCAAUCGAUUAAGCAAGCGAAGACGACGCACGAGAUUCCACGCGAGCACUCAACGUCUCUUUCGAAAAGUCGGACAAUUCAAGGAGAAAGGACUGAACAAGCCAGUCAAUCCGUGCAGACGCAAAGUCAAAGCGCAUCCACGAGGAUCAUAGCGGACAUCGUUCCACUGUUGUAG
Molecule: messenger RNA, 954 nt
Organism: Mycetomoellerius zeteki
Lineage: Eukaryota; Metazoa; Arthropoda; Insecta; Hymenoptera; Formicidae
Product: probable GPI-anchored adhesin-like protein PGA55
Exons: 1
Coding region: 445-954 (169 amino acids)
Source: RefSeq, a predicted model, not a curated record